AUGAACCACCACCUCCCAACACAACACAACACAUCAGCCACCACCUUCCAACAUAACACAACACAAAACAUCUACCACCACCUCCCAACACAACACAAAACAUCCGCCACCACCUCUCAACACAACCACAACACAUCCUCCACCGCCUCCCAACACAACACAACACAACACAUUCCCCACCACCUCCAAACACAACACAACACAACACAACACAUUCCCCACCACCUCCAAACACAACACAACACAACACAACUGCAACCACCUCCCAACACGACACAACACAACACAUCUGCCAUUACCUCCCAACACAACACAACACAUUCGCCAGCACAUCCCAGCACAACACAACACAACACAUCUGCCACCACCUCCCAACACAACACAUCUGCCACCACUUCCCAACACAACACAACACAUCCGUCACCACCUCCCAACACAACACAACGCAUCACAUCCGCCACCACCGCAACACGAACACAACAUAACACAUAUACCAUCUCCUCCCAACACAACACAACACAUCUGCCAACACCUCCCAACACAACACAACACAUCUGCCAUCGCCCAUCAACACAACACAACACAUCAGCCGACAAUACACCACAUCUGCCACCACCUCCCAACACAACACAACACAUUCGCCAACACAACGCAACACAUCCUCCACCACCUCCAAACACAACACAACACAACACAUCCCUUAACACUAACCAACACAAGACAACACAUCACAUCCUCCACCACCUCCCAACACAACACAACACAACACAACACAACACAGCACACCCGGCAACACAACAAAACAUCCACUACCACCUUCCAAUACAACACAACGCAACACACCACACCACAUCCGUCACCACCUAUCGAGGCCGCACUUCAGAAGGUGGCGUAGUACGUGCCGAUGAAGGCCAGGAGGGUGCGACACAGCUGAUAAAUGAAGAUGCCAUGACAAGAACAAAAAAGAUACCAAAAGCUCACAAAAUUUCCGCCCUCAAGACACGAGGAAAGCGGGAAUGA
This is a messenger RNA of Scylla paramamosain (green mud crab), 1020 nucleotides long. Its product is annotated as mucin-3B-like. The record is from RefSeq and is a predicted model, not a curated record. NCBI's taxonomy places the organism in Eukaryota, Metazoa, Arthropoda, Malacostraca, Decapoda, Portunidae. The transcript is spliced from 4 exons. Bases 1 to 1020 code for a protein of 339 amino acids.